Emys orbicularis (European pond turtle) is the source of this 780-nucleotide messenger RNA. RefSeq names its product alkaline ceramidase 1 (gene ACER1). The record is from RefSeq and is a predicted model, not a curated record. Bases 1 to 780 code for a protein of 259 amino acids. NCBI's taxonomy places the organism in Eukaryota, Metazoa, Chordata, Testudines, Emydidae. The transcript is spliced from 6 exons. Gene Ontology annotation, cellular component: endoplasmic reticulum; membrane. Gene Ontology annotation, biological process: sphingosine biosynthetic process; ceramide catabolic process.
AUGCCGAGCGUAUUCACCUAUCUCACCUCCGAAGUCGACUGCUGCGAAGGCAACUUUGAGCACUCGGAGGUCAUCGCGGAGUACUACAACACGAUCAGCAAUGUGAGUUUCUUCCUCCUUUUCCCCAUCUUGCUGUACCUGAAUCACCAAUAUGUCCAGCAGCGCCCCCUGUCCGCCUAUAGCCUCUCCAUCAUGCUCCUAUUAAUAGGUAUUUUCUCUACCUACUAUCACCUGACCCUGAGCUAUGUGGGACAGCUGCUGGACGAGCUCUCCAUCCUCUGGACACUCGCCUUGACGUACACCUUUUGGAUCCCGAAAUGUUACUUCCCGGGAUUCAUCAAGGACAGGACUCAGUUUGUCUGUCUGGUUGGCAUCGCCACCCUGAUGUCAUUCAUCCAACCAGCCUUCAACGCUUAUCUGCUCAACAGCAUUUCCCUCCAUCUCCUGUACUUAACAUCUCAGGAGCUGAAAAAGUGCAGUAACCCACGUGUUCACCGCAUAGCUGCAUCCAUGGUCAUGUGGUGGGUGCUAGCCAUUAGCUGCUGGUUAAGCGACAAGUGGUUCUGUGGAUUUUGGCAGAGGAUCAACUUCUGUUACCUUCACAGUUUCUGGCAUGUACUGAUAUCCAUCACUCUCCUCUAUUGCUGUCCCUUGUUUAUCUACUUCGAUUCUCGGUACGAGAUACCUGCCUUUGAACCGGAGCUGGAGUACUGGCCUAGUGACUCCUGGCCAAUCGCACUGCCCUAUCUUGCUCUGAAGACACCUUACAAACGGUGUUAG